Molecule: messenger RNA, 585 nt
Organism: Stegastes partitus (bicolor damselfish)
Lineage: Eukaryota; Metazoa; Chordata; Actinopteri; Pomacentridae
Product: guanylyl cyclase-activating protein 2-like
Exons: 4
Coding region: 1-585 (194 amino acids)
Biological process (GO): visual perception
Cellular component (GO): photoreceptor inner segment; cone photoreceptor outer segment
Molecular function (GO): calcium sensitive guanylate cyclase activator activity; calcium ion binding
Source: RefSeq, a predicted model, not a curated record
AUGGGGCAGGCACAGCAGACAGAGAACAAUGAGGAGAUUGAUGUCAAAGCCCUUCAGGAUAUGUACAAAAGGUUUGUCUUAGAGUGCCCGAGCGGACUACUUUUUCUGCACGAGUUCAAGCGUUUCUUCGGCGUGGAUCCAACAGGGGAGGCGUCCGAGUAUGCAGAGAACAUGUUUCGAGCUUUUGACAAAAAUGGGGACAACACAAUAGAUUUUCUCGAGUUUGUGGCGGCGCUCAACCUUGUUUUCCGGGGCGACCUGGAGCACAAACUGCGCUGGUCGUUCAAGGUGUAUGACAAGGACAGCAACGGCUACGUGGACCGGGACGAGCUACGGUCAAUUAUAGAUAGCAUCUACCGGAUCAAGAAAGGCUCCAAGACGGACACGGAAGACUCGAAGCUGACGGUCGAUGAGGUCGUGGAUCGAAUAUUGGAGGCUGUCGACAGCGAUGGAGACGGUCACAUCACCAUGGACGAGUUCAUCAGAGGUGCACAGCAGGACCCCUGGGUGCUCAACAUGUUGAAGCUGGACAUGAACCCGGCCCGAUGGGUGAUAGAGCACCGGAGAAAGAGUGCGCACUUCUGA